Messenger RNA from Humulus lupulus (European hop), 521 nucleotides. RefSeq names its product protein EXPORTIN 1A-like. The transcript has 3 exons. Gene Ontology annotation, cellular component: cytoplasm; nucleus. The record is from RefSeq and is a predicted model, not a curated record. Gene Ontology annotation, biological process: ribosomal small subunit export from nucleus; protein export from nucleus; ribosomal large subunit export from nucleus. NCBI's taxonomy places the organism in Eukaryota, Viridiplantae, Streptophyta, Magnoliopsida, Rosales, Cannabaceae. The coding region runs from base 198 to 521 and encodes 107 amino acids. Gene Ontology annotation, molecular function: nuclear export signal receptor activity.
UAUACAUUUCAAGGCCACGAGAUUAUUUUAUUGCAAGAAGUUCUAUAAAAUCAAAAAAUUAAAUACAUUUCUUUCUAGUUUUGUGUUCCCUUCCCCACCUGCAACUUUCUCAUUUUGACAAAUUGGUUUUUUCUACUUUGUUUGGUGAGUUGUAUCUCUGUUUGAAGUUCUAUAAUCAACCCUAAUUUGCUUCCUCUAUGUUUAAUGUACAGAUUUUGAAGCAUGAUUGGCCAGCAAGAUGGAAAAGCUUUAUUCCUGAUCUUGUUUCAGCUGCUAAAACUAGUGAAACAAUUUGUGAGAAUUGCAUGGCUAUAUUGAAGCUUCUAAGUGAAGAGGUGUUUGAUUUCUCAAGAGGAGAGAUGACUCAAAGUAAGAUAAAGGAGCUUAAACAAUCAUUGAACAGUGAAUUUCAACUCAUUCAUGAGCUAUGCUUAUAUGUACUAUCAGCCUCUCAAAGAACUGAGCUUAUACGUGCAACACUCUCCUCAUUGCACGCAUUUCUCUCAUGGAUUCCCCUGUGA